UGAUGUAAUCUUUACUACAGCGUACAAUUGCGAAUAGAUUUGAAUCUACAGCUUCUUUGAAGACCGUCUGAGCGUGAAAAUGGCAGACACAGACGCUAAAAGCCUUUCCGAGCUCAUGGAGUUGACUGGGUUGGAUAUAGUCGCAGCACGAUCCCUAUUACACGCUUUCAAUGGGGAUACGAACGCGGCCAUGAAUGAUUUUCUCGAGAAUGGUGUGGGAUCAAAACCCUCGGAAUUCAUGGAAACAGAUUCGCCCGACCACGCACAAGCACACGCGCAGACCAGCACAGUCGAACACUCCGAUACCGACGAUGAAGACCCGAGGAGAGACACACAUACGCAGACCACAACACGUACCACAACGACCGCAUCCAGUUCAGGGGAUGGCAGAGUGUACGAGACAGCCCCACAGCAGGAAGCGAAGCAGUCGUCGAGUCAUGUGGGCGGAAGUGGUAGCUCAGACGAGGAAUUCGAUACCACUCACAUAGGCCGGCGUAUUAGGACGCGGAAGCGAUCUUACAAUCCAGCAGAGAAUGACGGAGUAAGAGCGCCCGACCAACAGUAUAGGGAGCGGCUAUUGGACCCGCACGCAAGUAUGUGUCUUUAA
Molecule: messenger RNA, 607 nt
Organism: Sphaeroforma arctica JP610
Lineage: Eukaryota; Ichthyosporea; Ichthyophonida
Exons: 1
Coding region: 80-607 (175 amino acids)
Source: RefSeq, a predicted model, not a curated record